AUGUUAAAUACAGUUGGUGAUUAUCCUUCCGUUCCACUUGUUCAAGAUUUUUCUACAAAUCUUGAGCAAGAAAUCGAAGUCGCUCGUCAAGUUAAGCCUCCAUUUCCACCCCAAAUUACUCCGAAAGAAUUAAUCGUUCAAAAAAAAAAUGGGGACAUGCCGUCUAGAUCGCCAAAUGCGUUUAUGAUUUAUCGAAAACUCUUCGUCGAUGAGUUACAUAAUAAAGGACUUUAUUUACCGAUGACAACAGCAUCUUCUAUGGCAUCUACGUCGUGGAAAAAUGAACCGGAAUUCAUUAAGCAAGAAUAUAGACGUAUUGCUUCUGAGGCUAAAAGUCGACAUCUGAAACUAUAUAAUCAAAUUCCACGUCGAAAGAAGAAUCAACGAAAAAUUCGGAACGUACAAUCGACAAGCUGGUUACAGAUCAUACCGCAAUAUGAUCAAUCAAGAUCGGAGAAUUCAACAGCCGUUUCGUCUCCGAUUGCACCUUCUCCCAUAUCUGAACCAACUUCAAUCUUAACGGAAGGAAUUUCACGCUUAUCAUCUCAUAUACCUAUACCUUACGGACUUUCUUCGAUCCAUAUUAAUGACAAUGAACCUACAGGAUUUUAUUUACCACAAAUUCACCAAUUUCCCGUUGAAAUCGAAAGAAAUAAUAGCAUUUCCGCAGGAAUCCCAUCGAUGGAAUUGGCAAGUAAUAAUAACCCUGGAUUUGGAGAUCAUGCUAACAUGGUUUUCUACGAUAAUUUCGUGACGAAUUAUCAUUCUCCAUAUUCUCCAUAUCAACAACCUUACGAACUUCAAAACCCCGUCCCUCAAAACUUUCUACAUAUGUCGUCGUCUUAUCCUUAUUAUUAUUGA
Funneliformis geosporum is the source of this 861-nucleotide messenger RNA. NCBI's taxonomy places the organism in Eukaryota, Fungi, Glomeromycota, Glomeromycetes, Glomerales, Glomeraceae. The record is from the annotation of a GenBank genome assembly.